Talpa occidentalis (Iberian mole) is the source of this 688-nucleotide messenger RNA. It is a transcript of the gene NDUFB7, whose product is annotated as NADH:ubiquinone oxidoreductase subunit B7. The transcript has 3 exons. Gene Ontology annotation, cellular component: mitochondrion. The coding region runs from base 203 to 619 and encodes 138 amino acids. NCBI's taxonomy places the organism in Eukaryota, Metazoa, Chordata, Mammalia, Eulipotyphla, Talpidae. The record is from RefSeq and is a predicted model, not a curated record.
AUGCGCAGGAAAAACAACCGGUACUCGUGCCUCACGUACAGUCCCGCACGUUGCUUUUUUGUAUGUAGUAACACAGCCCCGGGCCAAAUCCCAGUUGGGGCGCGGCUCAUGGAAUAGGCACUGAUUGAAGCGAACUCGCAGGGGGAGACAGUGGGACCAGAAAGAUCGUGGAGGCGGCACCUGGGAGCCCGGGGCACGCGAGAUGAGUAGGAGUUGGCCAGACAGAGACCAAGGAGAGGGGAGAGCCAGUGCUUCUAAGCAGAGGAGGGACACAGUCACACUUGCUUUGUCAAAGGGUCAUGCUGGCUGCUGGAUGGAGAUGGUAGCCACACAGCAGGAGAUGAACGACGCACAGCUGGUGCUCCAGCAACGGGAUUACUGUGCCCACUACCUCAUCCGGCUGCUCAAAUGCAAGCGUGACAGCUUCCCCAACUUCCUGGCCUGCAAGCAUGAGCAGCACGACUGGGACUACUGCGAGCACCUUGACUAUGUGAAGCGCAUGAAGGAGUUUGAGCGGGAGCGGCGACUACUCCAGCGUAAGCAGCGGCGAGAGCAGAGGGAAGCGAACCUGGCCAGGGGCCAGGGCACUGGCGAGGUGGCCCCGGAGGUAGCCUUGUAGUGGACCCACCACUACCCUGUGUCAGAAAUAAACGCUUUCAGGCCCUCAGCCCGACCCCUGCCUCUUCCU